Molecule: messenger RNA, 6880 nt
Organism: Alligator sinensis (Chinese alligator)
Lineage: Eukaryota; Metazoa; Chordata; Crocodylia; Alligatoridae
Gene: EFR3B
Product: EFR3 homolog B
Exons: 23
Coding region: 43-2580 (845 amino acids)
Biological process (GO): protein localization to plasma membrane
Cellular component (GO): plasma membrane
Source: RefSeq, a predicted model, not a curated record
UGAGCGUGCUGUCAUCAUCCUGAUGGGCUUGUGAAGACGAACAUGGAGAAGCUGACCUUCUACGCCCUGUCGGCUCCGGAGAAGCUGGACCGCAUUGGUGCAUACCUCUCGGAGAGGCUGAUCCGAGACGUCAGCAGGCACCGCUAUGGGUAUGUGUGCAUUGCUAUGGAGGCGCUGGACCAGUUGCUGAUGGCCUGCCACUGCCAGAGCAUCAACCUCUUUGUGGAGAGCUUCCUCAAGAUGGUAGCCAAGCUGCUGGAGUCGGAGAAGCCCAACCUGCAGAUCCUGGGGACCAACUCGUUCGUGAAGUUUGCGAACAUCGAGGAGGACACCCCCUCCUACCACCGGAGCUAUGACUUCUUCGUGUCCCGCUUCAGUGAGAUGUGCCACUCCAGCCAUGACGACCCGGAGAUCAGAACCAAGAUCCGGAUGUCCGGGAUCAAGGGGCUGCAGGGGGUGGUGAGGAAGACUGUUAAUGAUGAGCUCCAAGCCAACAUCUGGGACCCGCAGCACAUGGACAAGAUCGUGCCUUCGUUGCUUUUCAACCUGCAGCACGCCGAGGAGGCCGAGAGCCGUUCCCCAUCGCCUCUGCAAGCCACGGAGAAGGAGAAGGAGAGUCCCGCGGAGCUGGCGGAGAGGUGCCUGCGGGAGCUGCUGGGGCGGGCAGCUUACGGCAACAUCAAGAAUGCGAUCAAACCGGUUCUCAUCCACCUGGACAACCACUCACUUUGGGAGCCCAAGAUCUUUGCCGUUCGCUGCUUUAAGAUCAUAAUGUACUCUAUCCAGCCUCAGCACUCCCACCUUGUGAUCCAGCAGCUCCUGGGACAUCUGGAUGCCAACAGCAAGAGCGCGGCCACUGUGCGCGCGGGGAUUGUGGAGGUCCUCUCGGAGGCAGCCGUCAUUGCAGCUUCCGGAUCCGUGGGACCGACAGUGCUGGAGGUCUUCAACACCCUGCUGAGGCAGCUCCGGCUGAGCAUCGACUACGAGCUGACGGGCAGCUAUGACUGUGCCAUCAGCAUCGGGACCAAGAUCAUCAAGGAGCACGAGGAGAGGAUGUUCCAGGAGGCCGUCAUCAAGACCAUUGGUACCUUUGCCAGCACCCUGCCCACCUACCAGCGGUCCGAGGUCAUGCUCUUCAUCAUGAGCAAGGUCCCGCUGCCUUCUCUGCAUCACGCCCUGGACACCGGGAAAGCUGGGGGAUGGGGUGAGAGGACGGAUGACGGGCACACGGCAUGCACUCCCGGGACCAAAGGUGGAUGUGCCUGGCUUUUGCUUAACUCAGAGAGGCAGAAUUUAGCUUGCACCAUGCCCUGGAGAGAGACCGGUAUUGUGGGUUGCAAUAAGCCCGUUUCGGCUACCAAGGGAGCAGCCUCUGUCUGGAGAGGAGAGAACAGGAACCGCCUGACUCAGAUAAUGCUGCUGAAAUCCCUCCUUCAGGUCUCCAUAGGUUUCCAGUGCACCAACAUGCUCACGGCCCUUCCCAGCUCCUUCCUGGACAGGCUGCUCUCGCCGGCCCUGAUGGAAGACCCUGAGAUCCGUCUGUUUGUCCUCGAGAUCUUGAUCAGCUUCAUCGAUCGCCAAGGGAACAGGCACAAGUUUUCCACCGUCAGCACCAUCAGCGAUAUCUCAGUCCUGAAGCUGAAAGUGGACAAGUGCUCUCGGCAGGAUACCGUGUUCAUGAAGAAGCAUGCCCAGCAGCUGUACCGUCACAUCUACUUGACCUGCAAGGAGGAGGGCAACCUGCAGUCGCACUACGAGGCUCUCUACAGCAUGCUGGCACUCAUCAGCAUUGAGCUGGCCAACGAGGAGGUGGUGGUGGACCUCAUCCGCCUGGUGCUGGCCGUGCAGGAGGUCGCCCAGAUCAAUGAAGACAAUCUGCCCGUGUACAACCGCUGCGCCCUAUACGCCCUCUGCGCUGCCUAUUUGAACCUCAUCAGCCAGCUCACCACCGUGCCGGCCUUCUGCCAGCACAUCCAUGAGGUCAUCGAUAUGAGGCAGAAGGAGGCCAUGUACCUGCUGCCAGAGGACAUUUUUGUGGAGAGGCCCAGGCUGACGAGAAGCCUGGACCGCCUGGGGCCUGAGGUCCUCUUCCGGCAGAGCAAGAUCAGCGAGGUGCUGGGGGGCAGCGGCUACAACUCUGACAGGCUCAGCACACCCUACAUCCCCCAGCUGACAGAUGAAGAUCGCUUGUCUAAGAGGAAGAGCAUCGGGGAGACCAUUUCCCUGCAGGUGGAAGUGGAGUCGAGAAACAGCCCUGAGAAGGAGGAGAGAGCACCCGCGGAGGAGAUCACAUAUGAAACACUGAAGAAAGCCAUUGUAGACAGCGUGGCGGUGGAGGAGCAGGAGCGCGAACGCCGGCGGCAGGUGGUGGAGAAGUUCCAGAAGGCUCCCUUCGAAGAGAUCGCGGCCCAUUGCGGCGCCCGGGCGACGCUGCUACAGAGCAAGCUGAACCAGAUCUUCGAGAUCACUAUCCGACCCCCUCCCAGCCCCUCGGGCACCAUCACCGCUGCUUACGGCCAGCCCCAGAACCACUCCAUCCCUGUGUACGAGAUGAAGUUCCCAGACCUGUGCGUGUACUGAGAGGCGGAGCAGGUGCCGAGGGAAGGCCAGACCCCAGUUCGGACGGAGCCGGGAAGGGUGAGAGGAGGCGCCUUCUGCAUGGACGAAAAUGGAGAGGAAGCCGAUGACCAUCGUAAGAGCUCCGUUCUUCGGAGAACUUUGCAACCCAUCUUCCCUCUUGCAGAGCCACAUGGACGGAGAAUGCCCCCAGGACUCUUCAGUAACCUCAGUCACUUGAAUGUCCUGUACGCGGCGGCUUGCUUUCUUCUUAUCCAGCUGACGAUGCAGGAGACUCGAGUGGUUCCCCACAGCAGCUUCACGGGUUCAGGGACCAGGGACCAUGCGGGGCGGGUGGAUGUUUUUGGCAGAAGCAGGUCAAGAGGUUUCUUUAUCUAGCUGGGGAGCAGGGGGUUAGAUGUUCCUACUCCAAAAAGGAUGCAGUUGGCACGCUGACCUCCGCUACGCCACGCCAGCCGGGAUGUCACAGCCACCUGCCCGGGGUCAGGCUGGAGGGAGGUCUUAGCAAGGUGCUUUUGGUGGAAGCUCGAGGUUUGAUAGCCAGAAAGGGACUUGUCACCCCCUAGCACGACAUCCUGCCUAGCGCCGGUGUAGCUGGAGCCAAAUGUGCAUGGCCCCAAGAGUGCAAAGGUGCAUCGCGGUUACCUUUCAAUGGCACAGAGCGGUGUGUAACCUCCAAGCGAGCGGCAGGCCCGCCCGGGGAGAGCCGACGAGGCGUCUUGGUUCACUGCAAGGGAUUUUUGUGCCCCAGGUUCCUGCUCUGUGGAUGUGUGUUGGCGUUUGCAGUGACGAUGAGACAGGAGUUGUGAUCCACAGAUGGGAUCCCGCAGGGCAGAUCCCUCUUCCACGGUAGUGUCUUCCUGCAAGUUGUCAAGCAAAAUGGCAAUGGAUCCCCAUGGCUCGUUGUAUGGGGCAAGUGGAAGGAACCCGAACAGCUCUGCUGUGUCUCAUGAGAUCUAUACUGCUAGAAGCUAAGGGCGAUUCUCCACAAUCAGCAAAAUCCUUCCAGUAAAGGAGCAGAAACACCCUUGUUUAGAUCAUUCUCAACUCGACCCCCUCCAUGUUACAGUCAGUAACAGAGGAGGGGGCUUGAGGGGUCUGUAGCCCCCCCACUGCAGUCUCCAAUAGACUGUGGAUUAAGCCUCUGGUCCUCGAUCUAGUGUGGAUCUCAUGAAGAUGCAGCCCUUAAAAAUCUUCCCCCUUAGGUAUACACAGAAGAAAACGCCCUUAAGGGCGACUUGCAAAGCACAUAGAAAAACUGGUUUCAUGCCUUGACAUCCGGUAUUUUGCUUUGUUUUGCAAAGGGCUUGGAAGGAUGAUUAUUUUCUUUCAUUUACUUUGUUAAAAUCAAAAUUUUCUUUCCAGUCUUUGUGGGGGGAGUCUCUUUGGAGGACCAGAAGUGGAAGGGACUGGAGCUUUUUCAUACCUUAAUUGAAAGGGAGAUGGUAGCAAAGUUUUGCCAGUAAAAGCCUUUCUCCCAAGUGAGAGCCUUUUGCCUCUCCCUCCGGGGAGGCGAAACAUUUAAAGAACAGAUUCAUGUUUUCUUGUGAAAAAACACAAGACAAAAUGUUCCUCCUCUGGAAAUACCCUUGGGAAAUCAUCAUGGCUCAUUUUGAAGAGGAGACUGUUGUAUUUCUCUCCCGCUUCCCCCCCUCUUUGCAGGUCACUUUUAGCUCUAGGGCUGGACAUUUUAAACCCUUGCACGGCUGCCGGUUAAGCGCGUGGUUAGCUUGCUAGUUGCCAAGCCCAGACCACACCGCUUCUCUCUUUGCAGCUUAUUACAAUUCCCUGAGCGGCGGAGGGAAUUUAGACACCCGUUGGAGUGGCGACUUCUUUCUUUUCGCUGCAUUAUAGAGGCCAGAAGGUCUGCGAAUGAGGGUUUGUUUCUAUUGGUGAAGGUUUUUCUUUUGCCUUAGCGGCGUCGGUAAUGCCGUGUCUGAUCUGUUUGCUUUUCCCGGAGGGCUUCAGGUGUGGAUUUGGGGAUUCUCCCACCCCCUAAUUGGAUGGCUGGGAGGGGAAUUGAAUUAGACCGGCCUCUUGUGAGCUAAGAUUGAGCGUAGGAAGUAUCUGAAAUGCUGAACUAAAGAGUCUGGGAUGGAGGAUGCUUGCCUGUAGUAUCUGGGGGGCAUCCAAACCCCAAGACAUCCGGGCUUGGGCCUGCAUGUAGGAUGCCUGCCAAGGGAUUUGGGAGCAUCUGAAAUCCCAGGGUGAGAGCCUAGGAUGGAGGAUGCUUGUCUGUUGUAGAGCCAGACAUGGUGUUUAGAACGAUUGUGUUCAGUCGAUACGGUUUUUGGAGCAAUUGAGUUCUGCUCAGUCGACAUGAUUUGGCUAAUAUGACCUGGAACAUAAAAUAUAUUAUUAAAAAAAAAAAAAAAAAGGCCUUUCACCAAGAGCUCCUUUUUCCCAGAAAACACCAGGUGUUUUCUAGGCAUUGCAAUGAAAUAGCGAACAGCAACUUGGACGGAUCUGGUUUGUCUCUGCCCCGUGCCUUGCGCCGCCAUUUGUUCCUGUGCAAAAAAGGGUCUCAAACGUUCCCAGAAUGGAGAAGUCUCAUCUGAGGUUGCGUUUGCUUCCGCGUGGCAGGAUCAUAGCGGACAAGGCCCGUUGCAGGACAAAUGGACAGUCAAAUCCAAAGCACUUUAACAAGGUGCUGCCAAGCUGCAAUCUGCCGGCUUGGGAAUAUGAACUAAAGGAUGUUUCGGACCCGGUGGCUGCACAGACACGAGACGGUCCCCGCAUGGUUGUUCCUGCACAGUCACUUAAUACUUGCACACACAAAUACUAAAUGACUGUGCGGUAACCAGUAGUGUCCCCAAAUACCUCCUUGGUGAUGCUGAUUGCGCGGUAGCUAGUUACAACUGCGCAGGAGCGUCACAUCGCUCUUCGGGUCCAGCCGGGGUGGGGUGGAGGGAGAUGAGCUGAAGCAGUGUGGUGUGAUAAGAGUAGCCACCAGAUGAAGGGCAGCUGAAGGAGGCACGUGGCCAGCUGCAAGGGGCUGGCAUCUCCUGUCCUGUCCAGGAGUGGAGGCUCAGGGCCCCACUGUGUUCCCCCAGGCCUGGAUGGCUGGGGUGUGGGGCAGUGCGGGCUGGAGAGAAGUCAUCGCCCAGCCCUGCCUGGUCAUCCUGGUUGUUAAUUGAGGCCCUGAUAGCACUUUGGAUUGAUCAUAGUCAUCUUUCACAGACCCCGUAGACAUAGUCUUCAGACCCCCAGGGCUCCACGGACCACAGGUUGAAAACCGCUGCCCUUGCAAACCCCAGCUGCCAUGGGUGCAGGAGUCGACCACUGCUGAUCCUGUCCCCUGCCUCUUUGCUCAGCUCAUGGAGAGGGGGCAGCAACAAGACACCGUGCAGAAUCCUCCUGGCCCCCCAAACCUGAGACCUCCUGACCCCUCCAACCCCCAACCUCCCAGCCAGUCCCUCGAUGCCUCCUCCAUCAUGUACCCUAUGGACCAUCGAAGCCCUGGCUCGGUUUGGCAGCUCACAAAGGGGUGUGCAAAACAGGCGAGCGAUUGUUGAGGGAGCAGUAGUAACCCCCGAAUCGGGACUACCCCAUAUCAGUGCACUGGGAACACUGACAGGUGGUUAAACAGGCAGCGCCCGUAACCCUCAGCCCCAGUGCUGCUACCUGGCACUCGUACCGAUUUUAUUAUACCCAAGGAAAGGCCGCUGUCUACGAGAGCUCCAGAAUAAAGGGAGGGAAGAAGCUAGAGGAACAAGUUGGGUCUAUAUUGCUGGUUACGUUUGAUGGGAACCGAGAAACAGGUCAUCUGAGAGGGGUCUUCUGUUAUUGGUUGGGUGGGGGGGGGUGUAUUUUCAUUUUUUUUAGUUAUUUUUAGUCUAACAAUUUUUCAAGUAUUUUUUUAAAGCUAGAACAGUUCAAAGCAAAAUAAAACAAAUCCCCAAGAUUUUUCCUGGCAAGUUUGGAAGAUUUCUGCCCCCUCUCCCCCAUUUGCUCUCUUUUUUCUGUUUUCAACUCUUUCUCCUCCUCCUUUUCCUAUUUGAAAAGUGUUCAAGGAAAGUUAAAAAAAUAUAAAUAAAUAAAAUAUGAGAGGGAAAAGUACUUUCACUCAUUAAAGUGAACAUUUUCACUCCUUGUUGACCUACUUUCUCUUGCCUGAAAAGAGAAACGCAGAACAGCACUUAGGCAUUUUUCAGGAUGAGGGCGGAAAGCAUGGACAUUUUCCUCAAAUAAAUGAGGACCUAGGAGCUGCAAAUCAAAAUUACGCAAUGAAAAUUUCUUUUUUUUUUUUAAUGGAUUGAAAAUAAACUUUUUUUUUUUUUUUUUAAUUAAAGCUAUGGAAUUA